Hypoxylon fragiforme is the source of this 966-nucleotide messenger RNA. RefSeq lists its product as uncharacterized. NCBI's taxonomy places the organism in Eukaryota, Fungi, Ascomycota, Sordariomycetes, Xylariales, Hypoxylaceae. Gene Ontology annotation, biological process: mitochondrial electron transport, NADH to ubiquinone. Bases 379 to 678 code for a protein of 99 amino acids. The transcript is spliced from 5 exons. The record is from RefSeq and is a predicted model, not a curated record.
CACUACAUGGCAGAGAAUCCUGGAUAAACAAGUUCCCGCUCCGAUAUGUCUCUGUGGAUUUAAAGUGGACCAUACCUUACCUUAUCCUGCGAAUUGAUGGGUUCCAAUUGAUUGAGUGGGAUUUCCAACACUAAUGCCCUCUCCAGAAUUAAAUCCUUAACUGUUAUACAUUACCAUAACGACUCAAUUCUUGAUCUUUAUCGACCGCGUACGGAGACUCCUCAUCAACGCCCCCAUUUUACCGUAUCGCGCAACCUGGUAAUCAUCGCGCGGGAGCAGCUUCGGUGCUGCUGCAUUUCCUAGCUGCAGCUUGCAGGAGAUUUGGGCCGGGUGACAGUGGCAUUGCGAUUGGCGAACACGAGCAAAAUACCUUCCACCAUGUCGAAUCGACAAGCUGCCUUGUCACUCUAUCGUCGUUCUUUAAAGCUGGCCCUUGACUGGGCCGUCCAUCGAAGCUUAUGGCGCGGCCAAGCUCUCUAUAUUCGAUCUCUCUUCGAGGCCAACCGAAACAUCACAGACAUUAGAAAGCAACGGGCAUUAUUAAGCGAAACAGAGAAGCUGUUAGAGACAUGGAAACACCCUGACCCGUAUUGUAAUCCGACAGCUCCGGGAGGAUCCAAAUACGAGAGGAACUUGCCAGCACAUACCACUGAUGCUCCGCCGCCGCUGAAAUUUUAAAUGCAGGGCUUGGGGAGAAAGGCAAGGAAAACCGUAGUGGGUGGCUGUAUAUAGUACACGUGAGUUGUGGGAUAGUUUUAAGCCGACAUGAAACAGAUAAAUCAUAUCUGGGACUCUCAUUCUUACCUUACUGGAAACCCUAAUCGUGGAUGAAUAUGAAUAUCAUAAGCAUGUUGACUGGUUUACUUGACAAUUACGACGGUGCUGCUUUGCGACGAAGACCGUCAGUUACGCUGAUCACUGGAUAAGAGACACUGUGGCCUAAAUGCAACUUGGCAAUAAUCGGGA